This is a messenger RNA of Lates calcarifer (barramundi perch), 2878 nucleotides long. Its product is annotated as low density lipoprotein receptor adapter protein 1. The transcript has 3 exons. The record is from RefSeq and is a predicted model, not a curated record. The coding region runs from base 264 to 1097 and encodes 277 amino acids. NCBI's taxonomy places the organism in Eukaryota, Metazoa, Chordata, Actinopteri, Centropomidae.
UGUGAUUCACUCAACCUAACACGCCGAACACAGAGAGAGAGACAGAGAGAGAGAGAGAGAGCGCGAGCGAGCAUGAUUUAGUCUAGUACAUAAACUGUCUCCGCGUGACUUGUCGUUUAUUUGCGUAUGGGGGACACUGAGCUCCAGAGAACAACCUGAGUUUUGUGUGAACGUGCAGGAUACUUCCACCUGACCCAGGAGUAUUUGAAAAAAAGAGCACGGCACUCUGCAAUUCACCUGAGCCGCACGAGGACAUCGUUUGCAUGAAACUGUGCCCAGAUAAAAGCAGUGGAUGCAACUACGCUCCAUUUAUAGAAGAAAGGUGGAAGAGUGGGAGAAGCUCUGAAGAGGACCAGUUGACCAGCAGCAGUUACACCUCAGCGAAAAUCUCCUCCAAACCCAACCUGAAACACAUCAUGUCUCUCAGCACUUUCCACCUCAUGCAGACCCUCAAGAACUCCCCUGCUGCAUUGCGUCGCCGCUUCCGCCGCGACCGCACGGAGUCUUUGUCCCACGGUGACCCUCUCUUCAAAGUCCACUACCUGGGCACGGAGAAAAUCUUCUCCCUGGAUCGGGAGCAGGCCCAGGACGCCAUCAGCCACCUGCUGGAAGGCAUUGCCAACGGGAAGAAGCUGAGCAAAGAUCACGCCCUGGUGGUGCGCCCGAGAUACGUCGAGGUCAAGGAGCUGAGCACGGGCAGGCAGCUCACCAAGACGUACCUGCAGGACAUUGCGUACUGCGCUGCUGACGCCAACCGGCCCAACGUCUUCCUCUACAUCUGCAAGCAUCACGGGCAGCAGCUGCAAUGCCGGGUGUUCUGGUGCAGCCGGGCGGAGAGGGCACGGGACAUGACGGCCUGUCUGGCUCACUCCUUCCAGCGGGCGCUGAGCGACUGGCAGCAGGACGGCUCGGCCACGCUGCCAGGGGAGGUGAAGGGGAAACGGGUAGAGGAGUCGUCCAACUCUCCUGCCAACGCGAAGAGCUCCACCCUGCCUGCCAGUCUGGGCAAAGUUCGCUGGAAGAAGAGAGGCUCUGUGUCUCGCAGCCCCCUGAGGGCCAUCACCAGGAGAGGAUCUGCCUCCGACAGCUGGAACUGAACGCCCCGCCCCCAGGUUUAAACCCCCUCAACUACGGGACCAUGUUAAUCUAAUGACAACCUCAAGGAUGACAGCACUGAAGGGAGGGAGGGAGUGAUGACAAGACAGAGGGAAGGACAAAGGGGACGCAACUGGGAAGUGGGGAAAGUCUGUAUUUGGACGUAACUGUGUGAGGACUCUGCUUGUGAAAGGAUGUUGCCAUAAUCAGUGAGUGUGUGGACUUGAAGGUUCGUGACGCGCCAAAGCCGUCUGACGGCUUUCUUUGCAGAGCGCGGUGCUCCGAAGCGGCGUGAGAUGCCGUUGACGGCUUUCUUUGUUCACCUGUCAGUGAAGGAUGUGAGGACUUGUGAGUGGCUGCCGCUGGGAGGAGCAGAUUUGAUUCACCUCAUCAUGACUGUUCUCGGUUGGCUUGUUUGUUUUUAAGGAGUCUGCUCGAUACAGAGGCCACUGAGGGGGUUUGGUCUGUUGGAAAGAGACAGUUAAACCAACAGUGAUGCUGUCAAAUGAUCCACAGGCAAAACUGGAAAAAGACAACGAGAGUCUUGAUGUUUUUGAAGGCUGAUUUUUAUUUAACUGACAUUUGUGACAGGUCAUGAUGAUUUUAUUUGUUUUUUUACCUAUGUGGCACUAGAGAGUAUGUUUCUCUUCAUUUUUUUAAAUUGGAUGGACAAAACCAAACUUUUAAUAGCUAUUGUGGGAGUUUGCAAGAUUACAUCCUGUAGAUGUCAAGAUACAGAGAAAAAUGCUGCCAUGUCAUAGAAAAGUAAUACUGUCUCCAUUGAUAAUUUCUGAGCACUUUCCAAAUUUCCAGCUGUAAAAUUUGACACGUGAACACAUCACAGUUUAAUUCCUACUCAUGAAACCAUAAGUUUUACCAUGUCUGACUGCAUUUUAAGAGGCCAUUUGCUCUUAUGAACUGUAAGACAGGCCCAGCACCUGCAUUAUAAAUAAUAAAAAGACCUCUGCAGAACUUGCAGGGUCAAGAGAAUCCUCCCCUCACGCACUACAGCAACAUCCUGCAAAAAACAAACAGACCCUGCCUGUUCCACAACGAUAAAUAAUUUGCAUCUAUGUGGAAAGAACCCAUUCGGUCAGCCAUGACUCGCAGGGUUUGUUUGCGUCCCGAACACUGGGAACGCUGUGUUCCCAGUAUGGAGCCUCUGUGAGGAAUGUGCGGCCGUGCACCUGCAUUCCAAUGGGGGGAAAUCUGAGAUGGAGAAUCUUCUUAAAAAGCUCCAAAUUCCUCACCAUGUCCAGCCAUGACUUUGCAUUUGGAGCGGCCUCAUCAGCAAGACGCUACAAUGUGCUUUUAAGUCUCGAAGCCUCGACUCGUUCGCAUUAUCAAAGCCAUAAAAGGUCGCCCUGACUACUUAAGUCCUCUUAAAGUGACGGUUAUCGGCAUUGAUAUGUGCAGAAUUGCAUAAUGUGCUCUCAUGAAGGCCAUUUCUGUCCAAGGUUUACAAAUGAGAGACUUGAGGGUUAGAGCUGCACCCUGGGCCCACCAUUCAGUUCUCAUUUGUGUUUUCUGACCAAAACUAAGCUAGAGAAGUCACCCUUUUAACAGAAAAGGUGCCUGUGUUUUUUGACCGAUGUGCCACUUGGUUUUUAUUUUAACUUUUUGUACCCUCAAUGUAUCUUUUACAAACGGCAGAACCCCCAUCUCAGAAAAGGGGGUUAAAGUGCCUGCUUUAAGAUGUAUUUUAUCAAUGUACUGUUUUGUCAUUGAACAUAUUUAAUUAAAUAUGUAUUUUAUGAAUUAUUAAAACUUUUUUUAUACAAGA